This is a messenger RNA of Octodon degus (degu), 1573 nucleotides long. It is a transcript of the gene Stpg2, whose product is annotated as sperm tail PG-rich repeat containing 2. The transcript is spliced from 12 exons. The record is from RefSeq and is a predicted model, not a curated record. Lineage: Eukaryota; Metazoa; Chordata; Mammalia; Rodentia; Octodontidae.
AUGUACGACCGGGCACCCCGCUGGCUCCCAGUGGCUGUGGGCGGCGGCACCGAGGAGCAUGUCGGCCCUGGCUCCUACCAGGUCCAGGUCCGGAAGCGGCGGGUGGCCGAUGGCUAUGCACCAUUUCUUUCUUUGAGUGCCAGAGAAAGUACUUUUACUGUUGGCUCCCAUAUUGAAAAUGAUGUUCCAGGUCCAGGACACUAUAAUGUUUCAGAAGCACAGAAAAUUUCAAAAGCACCUACAGCUACUAGAAAUGUAGAUGUUCCUUCAAUUCCUUCUUGUGGACAGUCAUAUGGUUAUCAUAUUAAUGAAGAUGGGAGAAUUACAAAAUGCUUUCCACCUGCAAGUGAUAGCACCUUAGGACCAGCAUACUACAAACCUCAGUUCGAUGUUUCCGUUGCAACUGUGAAAUACAAAGGAAUACAUUUUGGGAACUCUCCAGGAAGAAAAGAGCUACCUAAAAAAUCAGGUCCUGGACCUGGACAGUAUGACAUAGACAAGGAAAAGACACUAUACUGUGAAAAUAUUAAUAUCAAGAAAGAUCAACAGCAAGAUUAUUGUUCCAGUAUCCCACGAUUUUAUGAAAUAAUAGAAUUGCAAGAGGAAAAAAAGAGAUUAGUGCCUAUGAAAUCAAUCACCCCUGCUCCUGGCACAUAUGAUGAACCUCGAACUUCUUUUAAGACCUCAAAGAAAACAUCAGGACUGAAAAAUACCCCCUUUGGUCAAAGUGCUGCUCGAUUCAUAGAGAACUCCAGGCGAGAGGAAAUGCCAGGUCCUGGAUUUUAUAAUAUCCUAAACAAUACUGUAAUUACCAAUAUUAGAAAUAUUUGCUUGAAGAAACAAAAGAGAAGUGCAUUUGGUUCUUCUGUCCCUCGAACUUUGUUCUUGCUUCAGAAAGAAGUUUAUACAAUGCCUGGGCCUUCUGAGUAUCAGGAUUUUUGGAAUUCAUAGGUUGGUGGACUUCGUGAUGAAUUACGUAACUUGACUAAAAAACGUGCUGCUAUCUUGUCAAGAACAGAAAGAACUAGGAAAGUACCAGCUAUGGUUAUUCCAGCCCCAGGCAGCUAUGAUGUCCAAAAAUCAUAUGAAAUGUCUCAAGUUAAACAUAAAUACAUGCCACCUCGCAGCUUGGUAGCUAAAAGAAAACAUGCCUCCUUCCUUAGUGCAGCUCCUCGUUGCCUGGAAAAAAUGACAGAUGGGCCAGGGCCUGCUACAUAUAAUCCUGUUUUCAAGAAAUCUUGCCCCAUACCCUUAUUUUUUAAAGCAUCAAGGCAUUCUGAAGAUGCUGUUGAGGUUACCCCAGGCCCAGCAACAUAUGAGCUCAGCCCAUUUUUAAGACAUUCUGUUCUGAAGAAAACAUUUAAUGUCACUCUGCCAAAUCCUUUCCUGACAAAAACAGAAAACACCACAGAACAAAAAGCCAAACAAAAACACCCACGGGGCAAAACACAAGCUUCUAAAUGAUGCAUCCCAGUGGUAAUAUCUAUUAAUAUAAAGGUAGGCUGACAGGCCUCUCAGGGAGAAGUGCUUCCAGGUUGAUGAUGUCCUCCAUCAGCUGCUCAGAGGAACAUAA